Molecule: messenger RNA, 3477 nt
Organism: Mucor velutinosus
Lineage: Eukaryota; Fungi; Mucoromycota; Mucoromycetes; Mucorales; Mucoraceae
Exons: 4
Coding region: 1-3477 (1158 amino acids)
Biological process (GO): vesicle transport along actin filament; actin filament organization
Cellular component (GO): myosin complex; cytoplasm; vesicle
Molecular function (GO): microfilament motor activity; actin filament binding; ATP binding
Source: RefSeq, a predicted model, not a curated record
AUGGCACCACCAGACACUCGAUCAGGCACCAUGUAUCAUAGCCAUGGCAUUGAAGUUUACCACAAGCCAAGAGACUUUACAGCGACAGAUCAUGACGCUGGAUUCAAUUUGCAAAAACUAGCAUGGAUCGAGCAAAGGGACGCUGAAGAGGCAUUCACUCGGGUGCGAGUACUCAAAGACAUAUCGGAGGAUGUGGUUUUGGUGGAGCAUGAAGAUCAUUCUCAGGAACAACAAGUGCCAAAAGAUCAAGUUUACAUGAUGAAUCCACCAAAGUUUGAUCAUGUAGAAGACAUGGCCGAAUUACUGUACAUGCAUGAGCCCGCUGUGGUCCAUAAUCUGACACAACGAUAUAAGCGAAAUGACAUCUAUACGUACUCUGGCAUGUUCUUGGUGGCCGUCAAUCCAUACCGCAAUCUGCCCAUCUAUUCGACAGAGAUCAUUCGGCACUAUAGAAAAAAGAGACGCGGCGAAGUGCCUCCCCACAUCUAUGCGAUAGCAGAUCAUGCUUUCUACGACAUGCUGCAUGACAAGGAGAACCAGUCUAUUCUCAUCACCGGUGAAUCUGGCGCGGGUAAAACUGAAAACACUAAGAUUGUGAUUCAAUAUCUAGCAUCGAUUGCUGGUAACGGCAGCAAUGGGUUUGGCACUGAUUUCACACAAAAGAGCACACUGGAAACACAGAUCCUCCAGGCCAACCCUAUUCUGGAGGCAUUUGGUAACGCACAAACUAUUCGCAAUAACAACUCUUCUCGGUUUGGCAAAUUUAUCCGUAUCGCGUUCAAUCGAAAUGGUGAUAUUCGUGGUGCAUUCAUUGACUGGUAUCUAUUGGAGACGUCCCGUGUGCAUACUCAGACCCUAGAGGAGAGAAAUUAUCAUAUUUUCUAUCAGCUGUUGAACGCUGCAGACCAGAAUAUCAAAGCACAACUCAACAUUGGCCAGCACUGCCCUGCCGACUUUAAUUACACCAAACACUCCAAUCACACGAUUCAAGGUGUUGAUGAUGCAGCUGAAUACAACAAGCUGGUGCACUCGAUGGAUAUCAUGGGCAUUGAUGCAGCAGAGCGUCUGGAAUUCUUCCGCAUUGUAGUCGCUGUCUUGUAUUUGGGCAACAUUGUCGUCAACAGCAACUACGGCCGGGUGGAUAUCAGCAAUUACGAAACUGCAUGUCAACUGUUGGGUGUCACACCUCAGUUGUUCAAGAAGAAUUUGUUGGAGCCACAAAUCAGAGCAGGCAAUGAAUGGGUAAGCCAAUCCAAAUCCCCAGGCCAAAUCAAGGACAAUCUGGAUGCGCUGUCCAAGGUGCUGUACGAGCGUAACUUUGGCCAUUUGGUAAGCCGUGUCAAUUCUGCCAUCGAUGGCCCUCAGUCCUUGGAAGGGAUGUCUAUCUCAGAGGGUGAACGUUUCAUUGGCGUGCUGGAUAUCGCAGGCUUUGAAAUCUUCAAAAUCAACAGCUUUGAACAGCUCUGCAUCAACUACACCAACGAGAAGCUGCAGGACUUCUUCAACCAAAACAUGUUUGUACUGGAGGAAAAGGAGUACAAGAGAGAGAACAUUCGCUGCGACGAGUCCUUUGAUUACAGAAAUGAUCUACAGCCUACCAUCAGCUUGAUUGAAAGCGCCAAGAACCCAAUCGGUAUCCUGUCCUGUCUGGAAGACGAGUGUGUAACUCAAGGUACUGACGACCGUUUGCUGGCCAAGAUUUCUGAGCAAAACAGAUCCAACACACGCUUCACUCGGGACAAGUACAAUGAAGGGUUCUCCAUCAAACAUUAUGCGGGUGAAGUCAAGUACCAAACAGCAGGCUGGAUUGAGCGUGGCAAGGACCCUUUGAACGAACAUGUCGCUCGCUUAUUUGCUGAGUCCACAAACCCACAUGUCGCUGCUUUAUUCAAGGAUUAUGCUGUCGAUUUGCCCAAAUCUCCUGUUCGUGCCUUGGAUAUCCGUAAGCCACUGAAUCGUACUCGCAAAGGUGGCGGCAAUUUCCACACUGUCGGAUACAAGCACAAGCAGCAGCUCAGUAUUUUGAUGAACACGCUCCAAAACACACAUCCUCAUUUUGUGCGUUGUAUCUUGCCCAAUGACCGUAAGCGUCCUGGCGAAAUCCAGCCACAGCUGGUGCUUCACCAGUUACGCUGCAAUGGUGUGUUGGAGGGUAUCCGUAUCUGUCGUGUGGGCUUCCCAAAUCGUCUGCUGUUUGAGCAGUUCCGUGAGCAAUACAAACUACUUGCACCUGAUCUCAUCAAAAACGAACGCGACCAUCGCAAAGCGUGCCAAAUGUUGCUGGAGACAAGCCAACUGGAUGCAAAUCAGUUCCAAAUUGGUCGUACAAAGGUGUUUUUCAAAGCAGGCGUGCUAGGUGAGCUGGAGGAGCAGCGUGAUUUGAGGCUCUCUGAGAUUGCUACCAAGAUUCAGGCUGCAUGUCUUGGCCUAAUUACUCGUCGCAAGGUGAUUCAACGUCAAUCGCAAGACAAGCUGAUUCGCACCAUCCAACGCAACAGCCGCAUCUACAUUGAUAUCAUGCAGUCAAGACUAUGGAAGGUGUAUCAUCGUCGAAAGGAGCUUCAGUACACAUUUGGCGCUGAAAAUGCAGAUCGUAAAAAGAUUGAUGAUUUGGAGCAAGUGCUGGCUGUUUCUCAAGAUCAACUCAAGGAGCUGUCUAUUGAAAACCAACAUCAACAAAAGACUAUUGAGUCCCAAGAAGCAGCACUGGAGGAGCAGCAGCAAGAGCUAGAGCGUAUCCACCAAUCCUGCUUGUCGCUAGAGGAAGAACGCGAUGAUUGGGUCGCCAAAUACAGACAGCUAGAACAAGAGCUCAAGGACACACAGUCAAAACUCGCACACACAGAGUCAGAGUUCUGUGCUACCAAGCAAUUCAGUGAAGAGCAGGCUGUCAUGCUGUCCAAGAUCCACAAGGACAUCCAAGAAGAGUCUGAAGAGAAUGAAGCCCUCAUGAUCCAAUGUGAUGAACUGUGCAAAGAGAACAGCGAACUUCAAGAGCGAGUCCACUUUUUGGAGAACGACAAGACCAUCUCGGAUGAGCUACAGUCUGAAUUAAAUAAGCGCGAUCAAGAAAACAAGCAGCUGAUGCUUGAAAUACAAGACAAGGAAACGAGCCUUCAUACCAAAGAGGACGAAAUUGCAGAUUUACAGGAUAUGAUUGAAACAGAGAGAAAAAACAGACAGGAAAUCAAUGCCGAGUUGAAUGAUCUGCGGAAACAAGUCUCGGCAUACAAGGGCGAGAUCCAUGAAAGGACUAUGGCACAUCAAUCGGUUCAAUCCAAGUUUGGCGCUAUGGAGGCGAGUCUAGCAAAAGAAGUCGAGGAGAGGAAAUUAUGUCAAAAGAAGAAUAUACAACUGGAAAGAGAUGUAGACAUGUUGACCAAGUUGGUGCAAACUGAAGCAAAAGAAUCUCGUGCGAGAGCUGCCAGGCUGGAGAGCAUGGUGGCGUCUUUGCUUAAAAGAAAUGCGCUAGAUUAA